GCGGCGCCGCCGAUUGGUUUACACAUGAUAAGCCGCCGCCGCCUAAAUAAUCGUUCCGCUUCGUUGUCUACCCUCAAAUCUAACCAAUUUAGCAAUUUAUAUUCUUAAUAAACAUUCAAUAACAAAUAAAAACAACAAAAAUAUGUCGGAAAACAAUGAUAAUUCCAAUGAAUCCAGUAGUCUGGGAAGUGAUUCUUUGCUACAAAGCUCUCGUUUGACUGGAGGCGGAAGCGUUGGUGCGAAUCCAGUACUUAGAGCCGGCGUUUUACGUCCGUCAGUGUUGGGACCAUCCAGAUUAGGUUCGGCUCUAUCCUCAAGCAGUGCACAAAAUGCCACAUCAACGCCGGCUGAUGGUCAGGAAGCUGCGGCAUUGGGUGGUUGUGACAGCGGUGGCGCAAAGCCGGCCGAAAAAUCCAACGAGGCUUCUAACAGUAACCCAUUUUUAAAGGAGAUCAAGGACGAUGAUGACGCUGGAACAUCCAGCAAGGUUGACGAAAACAAUAAGGGCACAGACAAUGAGGAGUCAUCUGAAGAGCGUGCUGAUCCCCUAACACUUUUGCGUAAAAAUGGUAUGGAACGUGCUAAUUUAUUUGCAGCCGCAAAAAGCUCUAUACCAUUGGUGGAAAAGUCCGGUUUUGUUUUCGGACAAAAUUUGCAUGAACGUGUCGUAGGGGAACAUCUAAAGUCGGAUAAACCAGCUGAAUCAAACAAUGAUGAUGCUUCCGCUGCAGCUUCUGGUGAGUUGCUCUUCUCCAGUGUAAUACAAAAUGCUGCGGCAAAACCAACAGAAAACCCUGAAAAAGAUGCUAAUGCUGAAGCUAAGAGCCUGACAGAUGUUGCACGUGAAUAUGAAGAGAGUCGUGCUCAAAAACGUAAAUAUGAAGAAGUUGAAACAUUUACCGGCGAAGAAAAUGAAAUGAAUAUUGUGGAUUUAAAUUGUAAAUUGUUUGCAUUUGUCAAUAGCAAUUGGGAGGAACGUGGCCGUGGUAGUUUACGCCUUAAUGAUUCCAGAAUCGAACAUGAAUGUUCGCGUUUGGUAUUUAGAACCGCCGGAAACCUACGUCUUUUACUUAAUACCAAGGUCUGGGGUGGCAUGGUUGCUGAAAGACCUAGUCAAAAAUCUUUAAGACUCACAGCAAUGGAUAAUACGGGUAAAAUAAAAAUAUUUUUAGUUAUGGCUCGUCCAGCGGAGAUAAAAAAUUUGCACAGUGCUCUUGUGGAGCGCAUAGAAAAACGUAAACAAUCCCAUCCCGAUGACAUAAGUACUGCAAAUUCGGCAGAAAACAGCGAAAGCAAUGGAGAAGGGGCGACCUGUAAUGAUGUUGCAAAGGUUGAUGAAGUUGCAGCUUCCGCGGGAGUUGCUGAACCAGAUCAUGAUGAUUCCACCGAACCAAGUCCCAAAAAACCUUUGCUGACACCCGAAUCAUCAACAACAAUACAAGAAGCGUCUGAUAAUUAAUAAACAAGAAAAAAAUCGAAAAAUCCAUCAAUAAUAUUAAAACAAUCGAAAAUUACACACACACCCAUGUGCAGUUAUUUGCAAACCCAAUGUAACGAGGAGAAGAAAAAGAAGAUGGAGAACCUUAUUUCAUACAUUUCAUUAAAAUAUUGUAUUAUUAUGCAAUAAAUCAGAAGCGACAAAACAAACACAUACAGGAAAUCAAUGCCAAUUCAAAAUUGACACUACUCCCACACAACUGAACAAUUCAAAGAAUAUACAGAAUACAAGAUACUUAUUUCAUGUAUGGAGUCAAGAGUCCAGUCUAUUUGUGUACGAUUUUGUACAAUGCAGAAAGAAAAAACAAAUUUGAUUGUGGCCCUGAUUUUAUAGCGCUACAGUAAAACUAUGGACUUCUUAACUUAAAAAAAUUUUAAUCGAUUUUGGUGUUUCAUUUGCAAUGGAAUAAUACUGUAAUUAACGUCUGACAUGUAAUCAAUGAAAAUUAAACAAAAAUAAAAGAAAAAUGUAAUGUCUUACAAUUAAUGUUUAAUUUUCCACAAUAAAUAAAAUAAAUCAUUUUUGCAUAAUGUGUUCCUUGAAA
This is a messenger RNA of Musca domestica (house fly), 2042 nucleotides long. It is a transcript of the gene RanBP3, whose product is annotated as ran-binding protein 3. Gene Ontology annotation, biological process: protein export from nucleus. The record is from RefSeq and is a predicted model, not a curated record. Bases 143 to 1459 code for a protein of 438 amino acids. Gene Ontology annotation, cellular component: cytoplasm; nuclear pore. The transcript has 5 exons. Lineage: Eukaryota; Metazoa; Arthropoda; Insecta; Diptera; Muscidae. Gene Ontology annotation, molecular function: GTPase activator activity.